CGAGCGGGGAAUAAUCCGGAGGAUUAUGCGCGCGGGCGCGGCGCCCCCCCCCCUUCGCCUGCCCUGCAUAUCCCCAGAUAUUCCAUAAAAACCUCAAAUCCCCGGUGGCAGCCCCGCGGUCUGCGCCAGCCGGCCCCCCCCGGGCCAGGCAUGUCCUGCGGCGCGGGGGCAGCCCCCAGCCAUGGGCAACUGCACCAAGACCCCUGAGCGGCGGCUCCCCAAGGACGGGAAGCCGCGCUCUGGCGUCCCGGGCUCCGGCGGGGGGGACCCGGAGGAUGUGCUGGACUCGGCGCAGACCCCCACUCUGCAGGGAUACUCGGUGCUGCAGGGGCUGGUGGGGCCGGCCUGCAUCUUCCUGCGGCAGAGCAUCGCCAUCACCCAGCGGGACCGGGAGCUGCGGCCCGAGGAGAUUGAAGAGCUGAAGCACGCGUUCCAGGAGUUCGACAAGGACCACGACGGCUACAUCAGCUACAAGGACCUGGGCGAGUGCAUGCGGACCAUGGGCUAUAUGCCCACGGAGAUGGAGCUCAUCGAGCUGUCACAGCAGAUCACCGGGGGCAAGGUGGAUUUCGACGAUUUCGUGGAGCUGAUGGGCCCCAAGAUGCUGGCGGAGACGGCGGAUAUGAUCGGGAUCAAGGAGCUGCGUGAUGCCUUCCGUGAGUUCGACACCAACGGGGACGGGCAGAUCAGCAUGGCGGAGCUGCGGGAGGCCAUGCGCAAGCUGCUGGGGCAGCAGCUCAACUACCGCGAGGUGGACGAGAUCCUCAAGGAUGUGGAUCUCAACGGCGACGGCCUGGUGGACUUUGAAGAGUUCGUGCGGAUGAUGUCGCGCUGAGGGCGGUGUGUGCCAACGUGGGACCCGGGCCCCCCCGUGCCUUACGACGAGGAGGGGGCUGUGCAGGGACCCCCGGCUGCAGGGGCCGGGGCGGUGCCGCCCCAGCCUGGGGUGAGGUCGAGCGCCGGGGCUGCUCUGAUGCCGAGCUGCGACUGCGGCAGGAGGCGCCGGGGCCCAGGCCGGGACCCUUUUCGGCACAGACUCGGCCGAGCUUCGGCCACUCUCGCUCUCAUCUCUGCUCUCUCCCUCUAUCAUCCCCCUCCCUCCCCGACCUCACCCCAAAAGUCAGACCAUCACAGUCUCCUCUACUCCAGCUGUACUCCCUCCUUCUGCUCGUCCCUACACCCUCUGUUCCCACCCUGUAUCCCACACUGAGCCCCUUAGGCUCCCCCCACGCUGUGUUUAAUGUUGACCCCACAGCACAACCCCCUCCAUCACCAUGGUUUGAGCUCAGACCUACCCCUAACCUGCCUAAUAUCCCCAGUGCAGGGGACGCUCCUGGGGGCCUCAGUGCCCCACCAGGACCCCCUCAAGGAGAGAAACCGGGAAUCAGGUGUUCCCAGGCGGAGGGGGCUCGGUGUGCUGCAGGCAGGGCUGGCACGGGUGCCCUUCCUCACCCUGGCUGCAGUUUUGGGGUCAAUUCUGCCCUUUGAAAAUGAAAAAAACCUCUCUCUGCA
Corapipo altera (White-ruffed manakin) is the source of this 1512-nucleotide messenger RNA. It is a transcript of the gene CABP2, whose product is annotated as calcium binding protein 2. Bases 182 to 835 code for a protein of 217 amino acids. Lineage: Eukaryota; Metazoa; Chordata; Aves; Passeriformes; Pipridae. The record is from RefSeq and is a predicted model, not a curated record. Gene Ontology annotation, molecular function: calcium ion binding. The transcript has 7 exons.